This is a messenger RNA of Pygocentrus nattereri (red-bellied piranha), 7875 nucleotides long. RefSeq lists its product as uncharacterized. The record is from RefSeq and is a predicted model, not a curated record. The transcript is spliced from 6 exons. The coding region runs from base 779 to 1978 and encodes 399 amino acids. NCBI's taxonomy places the organism in Eukaryota, Metazoa, Chordata, Actinopteri, Characiformes, Serrasalmidae.
GGCCAUGGAAGUGACUGGAACACCUGGAUUCAGUGGUUUGGAUGGGGGACUGAAUACUUUUAUAAAUAUGUGUAUCCGUCUCUGUGUGUGUGUGUGUCGCUCGCUCGCCCACCUGAAACUCAACCAGUGCAAUGGCCAAAUUUAAAAAUCUUAAAAUUUCAUUUUAAUGCUCUGCUUUAACCCAAACUGUCCGUUUUUACAUUUAUAUACGUCAGAACCUCAGCAGGAAAAUCCAGGCGUUGGUAGCAGACCAUGAAAUAUUCAAAACUUUGGGUACCACAGGUUCUGAUUCCACAUCUGCAGAACAGUGAUAUCUGAUGAAUAUUGGGGUGAUGGUUAGAGUCAGCAGAAUUGAUGAGGGAAGCCUUUCGUAGGUUUUUAAUAACAGAUAUUGUGAGAUGUUUGGUUUAUAGGUCAUUUUUGAAGGUCAGCUUUGAUGAGCACAGUCUGGUAUCAGCUUCAAAAUGUUCUCAGCCCUGAGGUUUUCCAGCUUAAAGGUACGAGGUGGACAUGUGACUUUAGUAGCUUUAACUGAGGUGAAGAUCAGCUUCAGACCCUGACCGGUUGGUGGUCAGAUUUGGGCUUAAAGUGAGUGCAGUAACGAAGAACCGAGGUCUGGAAGAACUGUCUGACUGUGGGCCGUCACUAAAAGCAGAGGGUCUCGUUUUUGGACGUUGUGUAUCCUGAUGGUCAGCCGUGUGACUGUCUCUGCUUUUAGAAUAACAGAGAAAUGAUCUUCAUCGCUUCUGGUUCACCAGCUGGUUAAAACUCUGUGUUGAUGAGUGUUGAUGAGUGUUUCAGAGCCGCUGAGGAGAAAUCCGAGUUCAGUACAGCAGUCGCUUCUGUCGGUCAGUCACGCUCUGAGGACGUGACCAAGCUGCUCCGAGCUUAUCGGUGCCUGACCAGGGCGGAGCUGGUCCAGUGCCUUUUUCACGCUGCAGUCCGGAGACCACCCGCUAUUGUUGAGAAGUUCCACUGCGUUUCAGACUCUGUGUCGAGCUCGUCCAGCUGGAGCUGCUUCAGGUUCUCGGAUCCCACCUCCCCACCUUCUACACACAGAUCUACCGUCAUGCAGCUACACAGAAAAGGUCACUGUGUUCUGAUCGUACUAAUCACUGUGUUCACUGCUGGGUCUGUAUCAGCUGUUGCUCCAAUGAAGGUGAAGCUUCAUGACUCUGCUACUCUGUCCUGCUCUGGGAGAUGUUCUGGUUUGGUCAGAUGGACUGAGUUCAGUAAACCCACUGAUCCUCUGGCUGAGUGUGAUCAGACUUCAUGUAGAUCAGUGAAGGAGGGAUAUCAGAUGAUCCAUGAUCAGUACCUGAAGGGAGAUUUCUCUCUCAUCGUCACUGACGCUGAUUUCACUAAGAGAGGCCUGUACACGUGUGACUGUGAUGGUGAAGAUCUCUGUGAUGUGAAGCUUAAGAUUGAGCCCUUGAACUGUACAGUUCAGAUGGAGCCUGGUGAGUCUCUAGUGCUGAUGUUUGAUGUAUCAGAUCCAGUGGAGGUGAUUUAUAACAGUACAGUUACAGCUGGAGCAUCCAGUGGUCAGAUCUGUACAGUGGGUGGACGGUCACUACAGUGUAAACCUGAAUACACACAGAGAGCAUCACUCACAUCUGCUCUAGAGCUGAGAAACAUGACUCCAUCUGACAGCGGACUUUAUGCUGUAAUGGACAAAAAGAAUGAAGACGUCAUUCACACCUACACAGUGACCGUCCAAGAUGUGCAGGACAGCUGGAUAUGGAAGACCACCUAUGAGAAGGGAAACAGCGAUGGAUAUCAGACGGGAGUGGGGUGUGGAGCACUGGCUGUCGGAGUUGCAGCUCUGGUCAUCAUGUUUGGAGUAUUCUUUCUUGGUGUGUUUGCUGCGCCGUGGGUGCAUCCUCAGAUGGACAGCUUUGUCCAGAUGCCCAGAAGUAAUGAUUCCUCAUACAGGAGUCAAUGCAAGGAGAAGGAAAAGGGUCAGAUGAUCAUAUGAUGUCAGCCAGAGUUAAGAAGAAUAAGCAGCUUCUACUGCCUUGAACAAGUUUUUGUUUUUUUAUGGAUUCCAAGUUUUUGAAGCUCUGAAAAGCAGAAAACAAAGGGAAGGUGUGGGACGCUUGCUUUGAUCCUCAGUCACAUGGACUGUCAUCAUGUUGAAACAUGGUUGGUUUGGUUCCUUCACCUCACUAAAAGGAGACAAACUUCAGAUGUCUACAGUGGCAGGGUCAUGAAACACACCAGCAAGAUUACAGCUGACCCCUCUCAUCUUGGACAUCAGCUCCUCCAGCCACUCCUCUCUGGUAGAAGAUUCAGCACCAUCAAAGCCAGCACAGCCAGCUUCUUCUCCCAAAACUCUCAUUAACCACAGUGGACAGUUUAACCUUGCAGACCCCUCUAACUGUGGCCCACUGUUCAACUCCUCUGCACCAUAACGCGCCUCUCCACUGCACCACAAUACAUUGUAAACAAGGGUGAAAUGAGUUCACACCUCGUUUUUGCCCCUUUUUAUUGUCUCACAGGGUAUGUAGAGUACUAACUUGACUUUUUUUACUCUAUUCUUGAAAGAUUUUUAAGGUUUAAAAAUCGUGGGGUGAGUUAGGGACUUGACUUAAAAGUUUAUAUUAAUCAUUUUUCUAAAGUAUUUCAAAGAACGGGUUUGUUUGCGUAUAACAUGUAAAACAUUCUAAAAAAAACUUUUUUUUUUAACCUCGGAAAAUGUAGCACAAAGCCCAGAUGCCUUUUAAAAGUAAAAAAUGUUACAGAAAACAGGGUCAAAAGUGCAAAACCCUCAUCAUGGAUGGAAGUUCUGUCCACCGGUACCGUCUCUAUGAGGAAAGCACUUUUAAGAAUGUCUUGAUGUUUUUUAUGGAAUAACCAUAUUGGCUAUUACUGUUGAUCAGUAUUUUCAGCUCGGUGACAACUGAGCAUUGUGAGUCGAGCAAGUAAAACUUCGAAGACGUCUUGGUGAGUACCAGUUUUUGAUCAACAUGGCUGAAUACAGUAAAAGAGAUUUAGAAAAGAAUUGGAUAAUACAGUUGGAGUGGGGAAUUGGCAAUGGAAAACAUUGGAGAGACAGAUAAUCAUUUUGGCUAAAGCGGUUUAUGACUUAGAGAUAGACCCAAAAAAAGUGGAAAAAAGUGAAGGCAGAAACGGAGAAACUGUUGAGAAAAUGGAUGUUGGAUAAAGAACUGUCUCCCCAUGACCAGAUUUCCUUGGGACAGGCGUUAAAUGAUUUUACAGCUAGAGCAAUAAAGGAAUUAGACGAGGCUAAGGCAGAACAUGAAAAGGCAGGAAUGUUUAAGAAGGGAAAAGCAAGGAAGAGCUUAUCAGAUGCAGAACAGGAAAUAGCAAAGGUCAGAAGGUUGAAGUGCACAUAUAAUGGCAACCUGGAUAGAAUGGUAAGUAUCCCCAAGUAUCCCCACCCUCCUAUGAUAACCUAACGCCAGGCAUUUUGACAUGGACACCUGAGCUAGAGCAGGCGUUCAUUGAACUAAAGCAGGAACUAGCACAUGUGGCUGACCUUGCUAGACCAAACUACCACAUGAAAGGAGACAGGUUAUCUCACCAGUGCGGGCAAACCCAUAAAACACAAGGAAGAGUUCUUAGCACUAGAGAAAGCGAUACAACUACCAAAACAGGUUGCCAUCAUAAAGUGCAAGGGACAUCAGAAAGGGGACUCAUUGGUAGAAAGAGGUAAUGAGGCAGCAGACAAGGCAGCAAAGGAAGCAGCAGGUUAUAAAAGAACGAAGUUGGCAGAUGGUGUUCAAGGAAGUGAACCAUGGGAACCAAUUCCGACAGGAGAAAAGCUCAGGCAAGUGCAGGACCAGGCUAGCCCAGAAGAAAAGACUAUUUGGCUGGAUAAAGGUGGUAGAAAGAGUGAAUUAGUCUGGGAAGGUCCCACUGGACUUUGGUAAAAGCAGGGCUGGGAGAAGCUCACGGGUUGGCACAAGUAGGAAAGGUACAGAUGAGGGAAAACUUGAAAGGAUGGUGGCAUCCAUUUCUAACCGCUAUGAUAGCCACACAUGUAAAAGAAUGUGAAGUUUGUAAUGUAAAUAAUGUGGCAAAAAACUUGCAAACCAGGGGUAGGAAAAUUCCCUAAGCCCAAUCGCCCAGGGGAACACAUUCAGAUAGAUUAUACAGAUAUGAUUCAGACAGUCAGGAAGUACAGGUAUCUGUUAAUGUUCGUGGACGUAUUUUUGGAUUGGGUGGAAGCGUUCCCCACUAUGAGGAAAGAUAGCAAAUCAGUCUGUAAAAUGUUGAUCAAUCACUGGAUUCCCCAACACGUGUUUCCCAAAAGAAUUCACUCAGAUAAUGGUACUCACAUAAUAAGUAACGCCUUGGCAUGGGUAGAACAAUUAUUAGGCCUAUAGCUUCUUAAAUGGUAAGAUAUCUGUAGAUUAGUCACUUUGUGAAAAUUGGCUUUGAGAAAUAGUCGGAUUUGGCUUGAUAAAAUUUGGGGAACACCCCGGGCCCAGGGAAUUUGGUAGAUAAAGUUAAAGAAAAGUGAAUGGUGGCAAAAGCAUGCUAUAGUAAUGUAUGAAUGAGUCGACUUUAAGGAAAAUGCUGAGCUCGUUCUGUGUGUGUUGUAUAGUUUUUCGUUCUUAGAGAAAAAAAGAAGAGAAAGGGGGAUUGGUCUCUCUCUCUUUUUCUCUCUCCCUCUCUGUGUGUGUGUGUGUGUGUGUGUGUGUGUGUGUACACGAAGCUGGACUUCGUCUGUGUGUCAGCCCCUCCUUUUCUGAGUAAGACGUGUGUGUGUGUGUGCAGAUAUGGGUCUGUGUGUGUGUGUCUGAGCGCCACCCCUCCCUCUUCUCUUUCUGGGGGUGAAGCAUUUAUGUUCUCUGACCUGCUGUGUGUCUAUAGAGUAACUUUAUGAGAGUUGAGGAUUGAUAAGGAAUGAUAUUUGCUUUAUUUAGUUAAAACUUAAGGAGCCUUUGUAGGGGACUUUGCUGAAAAAUUAAAAUAAAUAAAUAAAUAGAUUUAUGAGCAUCUUAUAUGGAGGACAAUUAAAUUUAAAAUCACUAGUUAAAGUGAGUAAUGUUUAUAAAAUUUGAAUAUUAUUAAUGUGAGGAGGAAAAGUCGUAUGGAUAAGGAGUCCUAUGUUUUGUUUUACCUUUAUAUGGUUAUAAACAACAAUGAGUCUUCUGUGGGAGACAAAAGAGGACCUUUGAUUAUAUCGUGGACAUCUAAGAGUUAAGUAAAAUCUAUGAACCUCUUUUCAGAGACGUCGAUAAAAUAUAUAUAAAUGAGAUGAGCUCCCAAGAAAGGACAGAAUAGUUGAGGACGUAAAUAACCAGUGUGCUGACAGAUAAGUGUAUAAAUGUGUGCAUUGUUAAAAGAAUGGAUUGGGAUUAACUCUUAGUUGUGUCAUACUCACUUUUGUUUGAAUGAGCAGGAGAGAGCCAGAUGACUGUGGGUGGAGAACCAGUGCAUUACCUAACCUGAGCUCCAGUGAAGACAUCUGUGGGUGACUAAGAGGCUACUGUUUUAUCCACAAACUCUUUCACAAACUUAGAAAUUAGUAUUUAGAUGUAAGUGCAUUUAAUUCUAGCUAGCACUGUUUAUAAAUCUUCAGUGUGUGUUCAUUUAUUGAUGAAUAAAGAAAUUUGUAAUUAACAGUAAGGGUUAAUAAGGGAACUGUUAAAAAAGACAAAAAGCAAACUAAGGUGUCAAAUGUAAUUACUCCGGUUGAUGUUGUGCGGAAGAGUUUAUGGUGGGAACACAGCCUGCCAUAGGAGGUAUCAGGAGACUUUUAGCUAAUCUCCUAGGGAUUCCAGCUAUGGACGAGAUUCUACAGAAAGCUGGACUAAAUUGAUAUGUGGGGACUGCUGUGAAUGAUCCAGAGCUGUUUUCUGCAGUUUGAGGACGAAUGUAGAGAGCAUUGAGUGAUACAUUUCCGACAAAUGCGCAUCCUGAUAAUAUUCUGAUUGAGCCACUCGGACUGAAAGAAAACCCGAGAGCUUAUGUUUCAAGAGCCCUUCAAGUGUGGAGAAAUGUUACAGGAAAUGAUCCGGAUUUGAAUCAAAUGGAACAGUCCAUUUUGCGAGAAAAUACAGAAGAGGUUGCCCCUACCAGUGAGGAGCAAACUGGCAGAGGUGGUUGGCCUUGGAAGUAUGGCAAAAGGUGUGAAUACAGAUCAUAUAGCCAACCAGGUGGGGAUGACAAGAAGAAGGAGAAGAAGCAGGCUUUGGUCAAAUAGAGUCAGUCUCUGCUAAAUCAGCUAUCAUCACAACAAUAGCUGAGUCAGGUUCAGCUCUAACUAUCACAGCUAUCAUUGAUACCUCCAGCUGUUGCAUGCUCUGAUGAAGCACAUGGGUUAGCUUAUCUUGCAAGAGGGGAAGUUAGAAGUAAAAUCACAAAGGCGUAUGGGUUUUGGGCACCAUACUUACUGGAGUAGAUUGAUUAUGUCAUAGGUAGGUGCACAAUCUGUUGGAGAAAUAAUGUUCGGAAGGGUAUGAUAGUUCCUCCUGGUCACAUUCCGACUCCAAGGGGUCCUAUGCAUGAGUUGUUGUGGAUUUUUGUUGGCAUCAUAAAACCAGUUGAAGGGAAAAGAUAUUUAUUAGUGGUAGUAGCUUUAUCAGUACCUAAAUUUUGUGUAAAGAAGUCAUAGGUAGAUAGGGACUUCCAGAUCUCCUCAGAUCAUGGGAAAGAGUUUGUGGAUAAGAUAGUAAGAAUGAUUUUGCAAAAUUGGGGAUUAGACAACAUCUUGGAGCAGUUUACCACCCAUAAAGUCAAGGGAUUUGUGAAAAAAAUGAAUGCUAGUUUGAAAAAUCGCAUUGCCAAAAUCUGUCAGCAGACAGGUUUAAAUUGGGUAGCAGCACUCCCAUUAACAUUAAUGAUGAAGACGAGGAUGAGGUGGAAGAAGGUGAACUGGUGGAAGAAUAUUCUUUUUGAAUAUUUAAUCAUUUUAUAUUCAUUCUUAGUGGAUCUGGCAUUAUCUUAUGGAGUUGUGAUUUGCAUAUGAUGUGUCUGUUGUUUUUCCCAAGGACUCGCUGUUGUUUUCUUUCCCUUUUAGAAAGAAAGGGGGUUUAGUGUUUGGAAAUCGGGAUGCGUUGAAGGGGUGCACACCUUCAUGGAUGGAUGAUAAAAAAGGACUGAGAGACUCUGAACAAGAAGGUCUACACCCAACACCAUCAACACCACUUGGGAGUCGACAUGUGGAAGAGUUUCAGUCUGAUACAUUGAUGUGUUUAUAUGUCUUUGUUUGAAUACGUUGGGACCUCAGAUGUCUUAUGUUUUCUUUUCUUUUCUUUUCUUUUCACGAGUUAGGGGAAUGGGUUUUAGGUUUGUUGUCGGGUCCGAUAGGUCGACUAGCCCGCUAACGAACAUUAUUUUAAUUUGUUUAUUUUUGGGGUUCCAUAUGUAUUAGCUUAAGUCACCUUCAUACAUAUUGAAUUUUUCUUUUAACGUUGGACUGGAGUUCCAUAAAGGAGGUUGCUUGUGGCAGGAGAACCGUGAGAGAAUUUUUCCUGUCCAAAUUGUUUGAUGGAUAUUUCAGGAAAGUUGGCUGCCUGACAGGUUUUUUCGCUCUCACACUCCAGACAAUGUCCAGUUGUUAAGCAAAUGUAAUGUGUUAUAUGUGUAGUCGCACUCAUGUUCAUCUUUUGUUUUUUGAGGCCCUGUAUAGCCACGAAGGGGGGAAUAUGAGGUGUAUAGACGAUCAACUACGAACAAAGACCGUUGUAUUAGUAGAUAUGGGGGAAUAGAAUUAGACUACACCCUAGGCAGCUCCACAGCAUGGACAUUUGAUUUGUCAUUAACUGCGCAGGUCAGAACUCAACAUAUAGAGGUUACGAUGUUAUGUCUGAAUGUUGACCUUUCGGGUGAAAGGUCAAAAGGGGGAAUUGUGGAAUUAUUAGCCUUAGUAUUGUUCAUAUUACUUUUUAAGAUGUAUUA